Molecule: messenger RNA, 736 nt
Organism: Aspergillus piperis CBS 112811
Lineage: Eukaryota; Fungi; Ascomycota; Eurotiomycetes; Eurotiales; Aspergillaceae
Product: 40S ribosomal protein uS4
Exons: 6
Coding region: 11-592 (193 amino acids)
Biological process (GO): translation; positive regulation of translational fidelity
Cellular component (GO): cytosolic small ribosomal subunit
Molecular function (GO): rRNA binding; structural constituent of ribosome
Source: RefSeq, a predicted model, not a curated record
AUCAGCAGUCAUGGCCCCCGUCCCCCGCGUUUACUCCAAGACCUACAAGGUCCCCCGUCGUCCUUUCGAGUCGGCCCGUCUUGACUCGGAACUGAAGAUUGUCGGCGAGUACGGCCUGCGCAACAAGCGUGAGGUGUGGCGUGUCCAGCUCACCCUGUCCAAGAUUCGUCGUGCUGCUCGUGAGCUUCUCACCCUCGACGAGAAGGACCCCAAGCGUCUUUUCGAAGGUAACGCUUUGAUUCGCCGUCUGGUCCGCAUCGGUGUCCUCGAUGAGUCUCGCAUGAAGCUCGAUUACGUCCUGGCCCUCCGCGUUGAGGACUUCUUGGAGCGUCGUCUUCAGACUUGCGUCUACAAGCUCGGUCUUGCCAAGUCCAUCCACCACGCCCGUGUCCUGAUCAAGCAGCGUCACAUCCGUGUCGGCAAGCAGAUCGUCAACGUCCCCUCCUACAUGGUCCGCCUGGAUUCCCAGAAGCACAUCGACUUCGCCCUUACCUCCCCCUACGGUGGUGGCCGCCCUGGCCGUGUCCAGCGCAAGAAGGCUGCCGCUGCUGCCGGUGGUGGUGACGACGAGGCUGAGGAGGACGAGGAGUAAAGGAUUAAAAAUUGGAGUACGGACGGGUUUCGUUAGCCAAAAUAAAAUCACGGGGCUCCGUUAUGGCUGCAGCAUAGCGUAUAACGUUGUACGAUCAUGCGAUUCCAUUAAUGAACUAGUAGCCUACGGCUCGAUUCCCAUACC